Ylistrum balloti is the source of this 2106-nucleotide messenger RNA. RefSeq lists its product as uncharacterized. Lineage: Eukaryota; Metazoa; Mollusca; Bivalvia; Pectinida; Pectinidae. The record is from RefSeq and is a predicted model, not a curated record. The transcript has a single exon. Bases 1 to 2106 code for a protein of 701 amino acids.
AUGGAGGAACUGUCGGAUGCUUUACCAGGUAUAAAAAGUAAGCUGGACCUGUGUAUUACCUCUAUGGAGAGUAAAGAACUACCAAGAGUCCAACGUUGUAUCGAACUUACGGAACAGAGGCUCAUAGACAACGCCAAGCAUAUCAAAGAUAUCGUCUGUGAGAUGAAAUCCCAAGGUGACAAAUGUAAGGACGAGAUCGACGAUAUGGUCGAUGAUUGCGUGUCGAUAUGUGAUUCGUUAGGAAAGGAAAACACGGAGCUGUUGAUCAGUUACUUGGCAGAACACCAGAAGCAAUUGCGGGAGUUGACGGAUCAGAUCAAACGUCGGCGCCAAGCCUUACUAACGGGAUCUAACGUCGCCAUGUUUGACGCCCUGUGUGAUGUGCCGAACUACGAGACAGUCGACUGGCCAUCUCUACACACGGCCCAGUUCAGUCCCUGUAAGGUCGUCAAAGACCUUCUUAAACAAGCUCUGGGCCAGCUAACUACCUCAUUGGACAGUAAACUACUGUUGCUUAAAAACUGUCGCUCUACCCAGGAACGUCAUGUAUCAAACGGCGUUCACGAAAGACCGACAAAGGAACCACAAUCGACUACUGAUGAAAAAAGUACACAGAAGUCGACAGAUAGGAUACUUGUAUCCCAAGAGCCGUCCAUCGAAAUCAUCUCAACCGUGCUUCCACCUCCCCAGCAACCUGUCGGUCUGCGAUCUGGCCGCCAUCCACCCCGACCAGUGUCAGAAAGAGGGAGAGGAAAAUCACCAAGUCCCCCAAACAGACACCACCAACGGCCACCUCCACGACCAUAUAUUUUGAAGCGUAGAAAUUCUGUUGAAGCGCCUUCUUCCAUCCACCGGUUCCUUACGGCUCGCCCAUCUACGUCUUCUGAUAUACGUCCAGUAAUAACAGUCAAAUCCUCACCACAAAGACGAGACACGCACGCGACCAUGUCGGUAUCUAGGCGACAUAACCGUCGAUCGAUGAGCUUACCCUUAGGACAGAAGCCUGAACCUCCAUCCAGCGAUUUGUCUCCAUCACUUCUGCACGCCAUCCUGUCUUCAUCACGUGACAUUGAACCUAACGAUUCUUCGCCACAAAAAACUGAACUACACUGUUCUGAAGAAUCCUCAAACAUUGAACCACAAAUCCACAUUGUGCCUUCACAAAACUGUGAAUGGCAAGUCACAGAAGGGAUAUCACAGAGCUCUGGUAACCAGCUGCCUACUUCUUAUCAUGAACCGGAAACCUCCGAGGUGUCACCUCCGCAGCCCGAACGUAGGACUCAAUCACAAAGAACCGUCCAUCAUCCUGUCAUUUUGUCACAGUUCCCAUCGCCAUGUGCAGUCACGUCCAUCUGCCUCACAUCCGACGGUCACGCGUGGACAUGUAACGAGGAGUCGAGAGUUCUUACUCAACUGGACAAUGCGGGUGACGUCAUUAAAACAGUCUCCUGUAAAGCAAACGUGAAUGAUAUCAGUAUGUCGAAUAAAACCCACCACUUGUGGUACUGCACGUGGAAGUGCCGCGUUGUAGAACUAGAUCCUGAAACAGACACACGUAUACGCCGUUUCACUACAGAAAUAUGGCCGCGCUGCGUGUGUGUAACUGACAAAGAAGAAAUCCUUGUUGGCGCGGAAAAGAAAAUCACGCUUUAUACCACAGACGGUAGCGUGAUUAUGACAACCGACACCGAAAUGUCUGGGGUAAUACGUCCAACACGUCUUACACAAUGUCCACUGACUGGGAACAUUGCCUUCCUAGAAAAAUCCAGCUCUCGCUGUGAUGGUCAAGACAAUGGCCACGUUGUUGUCCUUAGCAAUGAUUUAUCAGUGAAAUUCCGUUAUACAGGAGAUUGUGAUACAUCGCAAUCAGUCGAGUCGUCUUAUUUUGAUCCGUUUGAUAUAAAGUAUGACGACAAAGGCUGUCUGUUGGUAGGAGAUUUUACCAGCAAUACUGUGGAUCUAAUCACCGGAACAGGAAAUCACAGUCGGACGUUACUGACAGACACCGGAAGUUCUCAGGCGAUUGGGAUACACACUGAUGGCGUCAUAUGGGCAGCGUUUAAAAAUGAUAAAGAUGUGUCGCACGUUAAGAUCCUUAGAUAUUAA